Molecule: messenger RNA, 7038 nt
Organism: Pteropus alecto (black flying fox)
Lineage: Eukaryota; Metazoa; Chordata; Mammalia; Chiroptera; Pteropodidae
Gene: CACNA1H
Product: calcium voltage-gated channel subunit alpha1 H
Exons: 34
Coding region: 1-7038 (2345 amino acids)
Biological process (GO): membrane depolarization during action potential; calcium ion import; positive regulation of calcium ion-dependent exocytosis
Cellular component (GO): voltage-gated sodium channel complex; voltage-gated calcium channel complex; neuron projection
Molecular function (GO): voltage-gated sodium channel activity; low voltage-gated calcium channel activity
Source: RefSeq, a predicted model, not a curated record
AUGACCGAGGGCGCGCUGCCGGCGGACGAGGUCCGAGUGCCCCUGGGCGCGCCUGCCCCGGGCCUUGCGGUGGCGGCGGGGGCGUCCCCGGCGAGUCCUGGGGCGCCGGGGCAAGAGACGGAGCGUGGGUCCGGGCUCCGUGCAUCGCCCCCCGAGAGCCCGGCAGCAGAGCGCAGCGCGGAGCUGGGCGCCGACGAGGAGCAGCCCGUCCCGUACCCGGCGUUGGCGGCCACUGUCUUCUUCUGCCUUGGGCAGACCACGCGGCCGCGCAGCUGGUGUCUCCGGCUGGUCUGUAACCCGUGGUUCGAGCACGUCAGCAUGUUGGUCAUCAUGCUCAACUGCGUCACCCUGGGCAUGUUCCGGCCUUGUGAGGACGUUGAGUGCCGCUCGGAGCGCUGCAGCAUCCUGAAGGCCUUUGACGACUUCAUCUUCGCCUUCUUCGCGGUGGAGAUGGUCAUCAAGAUGGUCGCAUUGGGGCUAUUCGGUCAGAAGUGCUACCUGGGUGACACGUGGAACAGGCUGGACUUCUUCAUCGUCAUGGCUGGUAUGAUGGAGUAUUCUCUGGAUGGACACAACGUGAGCCUCUCGGCCAUCCGGACAGUGCGUGUGCUGCGGCCCCUGCGUGCCAUCAACCGCGUGCCCAGCAUGCGUAUCUUGGUCACGCUGCUGCUGGACACCCUGCCCAUGCUGGGGAACGUGCUCCUGCUGUGCUUCUUCGUCUUUUUCAUCUUCGGCAUCGUGGGCGUGCAGCUCUGGGCUGGCCUGCUGCGCAACCGCUGCUUCCUGGACAGUAACUUUGCCAGGAACAGCAACCUCACCUUCCUGCGGCCGUACUACCAGACGGAGGAGGGCGACGAGAACCCCUUCAUCUGCUCCUCGCGCCGUGACAACGGCAUGCAGAAGUGCUCACACAUCCCCAGCCGCCGCGAGCUGCGCGUGGAGUGCACGCUGGGCUGGGAGGCCUAUGGGCAACCGCAGGCCGAGGGCAUGGGCGGUGCCGGCCACAACGCGUGCAUCAACUGGAAUCAGUACUACAACGUCUGCCGCUCUGGUGACUUCAACCCUCACAACGGCGCCAUCAACUUCGACAACAUUGGCUACGCCUGGAUUGCCAUUUUCCAGGUGAUCACGCUGGAGGGCUGGGUGGACAUCAUGUACUACGUCAUGGACGCCCACUCCUUCUACAACUUCAUCUACUUCAUUCUGCUCAUCAUUGUGGGCUCCUUCUUCAUGAUCAACCUGUGUCUGGUGGUGAUCGCCACACAGUUUUCAGAGACAAAGCAGCGAGAGAACCAGCUGAUGCGGGAGCAGCGCGCCCGCUACCUGUCUGAUGACAGCACACUGGCCAGCUUCUCAGAGCCGGGCAGUUGCUACGAGGAGCUGCUCAAGUAUGUGGGCCACAUCUGCCGCAAAGUCAAGAGACGCAGCCUGCGCUUCUAUGCCCGCUGGCAGAGCCGCUGGCGCAAGAAGGUGGACCCCACCAGCACCCUGCACGGUCAGGGCACCAGCCACCGGCCACGGCGGGUGGGCAGGCGCACAGCCUCCAUCCACCACCUGGUCUACCACCACCACCACCAUCACCACCACCACUACCACUUCAGCCAUGGCAGCCCACGCCGGCCCAGCCCCCAGCCAGGCACUGGAGGUGGCAAGCUGGUGCGGGCCGGAGUGCUGCCCUCACCACCAUCCCCCGGCCAUGGGCCACCUGACGCUGAGUCAGUGCACAGCGUGUAUCAUGCAGACUGCCACGUGGAGGGCCCGCAGGAGAGGGCCCGGGCAGUGCAAGCUGUGGCCACUGCUGCCAGCUUGAAGCUGGCCACGGGGCUGGGUGCUAUGAACUACCCCACCAUCCUGCCCUCGGCAGUAGGUGGUGGCAAAGGUGGCACCAGUCCUGGGCUCAAGGGAAAGCGGGCCAGCAAGCCACCGGGAGCCGGAAGGCAGAGCCCCCUCAGCCUAAGCAGCCAUGACCCCUAUGAGAAGAUCCAGCAUUUGGUUGGGGAACACGGACUGGGCCAGGCUCCCAGCCGCUUGUCCGGCCUGAGCGUGCCCUGCCCGCUGCCCAGCCCCCAGGCGGGCACGCUGACCUGUGAGCUGAAGAACUGCCCAUACUGCGCCAGCGCUCUGGGAGACCCCGAGUUUGAGUUCAGCGACUCAGAGGGCGGAGACUCAGACAGCAACGCGGUCUAUGAGUUCACGCAGGACGUGCGGCACGGGGACCGCCGUGACCCCAUGCAGCCUCCCGCAGCAGCAGACACGCCAGGCCAGGGCAGCACGCGGAGGCGGGCACAGCGGCAGGUGGGCUCUGGCGAGCAGGGCGGGCUGACCCGAGUGUGGGCCGCCAUCGGCAGUAAGCUGCGCAGGAUCGUGGACAGCAAGUACUUCAACCGCGGCAUCAUGGUGGCCAUCCUCACCAACACACUGAGCAUGGGCGUCGAGUACCACGAGCAGCCAGAUGAGCUGACCAACGCCCUGGAGAUCAGCAAUAUUGUGUUCACCAGCAUGUUCGCCCUAGAGAUGCUGCUGAAGUUACUGGCCUGUGGCCCGCUGGGCUACAUCCGGAACCCCUACAACAUCUUUGAUGGCAUCAUCGUGGUCAUCAGUGUCUGGGAGAUCGUGGGGCAGGCGGACGGUGGGCUGUCGGUGCUGCGGACCUUCCGGCUGCUGCGGGUGCUGAAGCUGGUACGCUUCAUGCCGGCGCUGAGGCGGCAGCUGGUGGUGCUCAUGAAGACCAUGGACAACGUGGCCACCUUCUGCAUGCUGCUCAUGCUCUUCAUCUUCAUCUUCAGCAUCCUGGGUAUGCACCUCUUUGGCUGCAAGUUCAGUCUGAAGACAGAUACUGGUGACACGGUUCCUGACAGGAAGAACUUUGACUCCCUCCUGUGGGCCAUUGUCACCGUGUUCCAGAUCCUCACCCAAGAGGACUGGAACGUCGUCCUCUACAAUGGCAUGGCCUCCACCUCCUCCUGGGCCGCCCUCUACUUCGUGGCCCUCAUGACCUUUGGCAACUAUGUGCUCUUCAACUUGCUGGUGGCCAUCCUGGUGGAGGGCUUCCAGGCAGAGGGUGAUGCCAACAGGUCUGAUACAGAUGAAGAUAAGACAUCCACCCACUUGGAGGAGGUUUUCGAUAAGUUCAGAGACCUCCAGGCCACGGAGAUGAAGAUGUACUCCCUGGCCGUGACCCCCAAUGGGCACCUGGAAGGCCGAGGCAGCCUGCCCCCUCCCGUCAUCAUGCGCACCGCAGCCACGCCCAUGCCCACCCCCAAGAGCUCCCCGAACCUGGACACGGCCCAUAGCCUCCUGGACUUACAGCACAGUAGCAGCAGCUCCGUGGACCCCCAGCUGGGGGACCAGAAGUCUCUGUCCAGCCUCCGCAGCUCGCCCUGUGCCCACUGGGGCCCCAACAGCACCUGGAGCAGUAGGCGCUCAAGCUGGAACAGCCUGGGCCGUGCACCCAGCCUCAAGCGCCGGAGCCAGUGUGGGGAGCGCGAGUCGCUGCUGUCCGGCGAGGGCAGGGGCAGCACAGACGAAGAGGCCGAGGACAGCAGACCUGGGGCUGGGGCCUCGCCGGGCACACAUGCCACCCCACUGCGGCGUGCUGAGUCCCUGGGUCACCGUGGCACCCUGGAUGUGCGGCCCCUGCCGCCGGACACCUUGCUGCCUACCAAGCUCCAUGACUGCAAUGGGCAGGUGCUGUCCCUUCCCAGCGAGUUCUUCCUGCGCAUAGAUAGUCACAAGGAGGACCCAGCCGAGUUCGACGACGACAUGGAGGAUAGCUGCUGCGCUCGCCUGCGCAAGGUGCUGCAGCCCUACAAGCCUGAGUGGUGUCGGAGCCGGGAGCCCUGGGCACUGUACCUCUUCUCCCCGCAGAACAGGUUCCGCGCCUCCUGCCAGAAAAUCAUCGCUCACAAGAUGUUCGAUCACGUUGUCUUGGUCUUCAUCUUCCUCAACUGUAUCACCAUCGCCCUGGAGAGGCCAGACAUUGAUCCGGGAAGCACCGAGCGUGUUUUCCUCAGCGUCUCCAACUACAUCUUCACAGCGAUCUUCGUGGUCGAGAUGAUGGUGAAGGUGGUGGCCCUAGGCCUGGUCUCUGGGGAGCACGCCUACCUGCAGAGCAGCUGGAACGUGCUGGACGGGCUGCUGGUCCUGGUGUCCUUGGUCGACAUUAUUGUGGCCAUGGCCUCAGCUGGUGGUGCCAAGAUCCUGGGCAUCCUUCGUGUGCUGCGCCUGCUGAGGACACUCCGGCCUCUGAGGGUCAUCAGCCGUGCUCCAGGCCUCAAGCUAGUUGUGGAAACCCUGAUAUCAUCUCUCAGGCCCAUUGGCAACAUCGUCCUCAUCUGCUGUGCUUUCUUUAUCAUCUUCGGGAUUCUCGGGGUGCAGCUCUUCAAGGGCAAGUUCUACUACUGCGAGGGUCCCGACACCAGGAACAUUUCCACCAGGGCCGAGUGCAGGGCUGCCCACUACCGCUGGGUGCGGCGCAAGUACAACUUCGACAACCUGGGCCAGGCGCUGAUGUCCUUAUUCGUGCUGUCCUCCAAAGAUGGCUGGGUGAACAUCAUGUACGACGGGUUGGACGCUGUGGGCAUAGACCAGCAGCCGGUGCCCAACCACAACCCUUGGAUGCUGCUCUACUUCAUCUCCUUCCUGCUCAUCGUCAGCUUCUUUGUGCUCAACAUGUUUGUGGGCGUGGUGGUGGAGAACUUCCACAAGUGCCGGCAGCACCAGGAGGCCGAGGAGGCACGGCGGCGAGAGGAGAAACGGCAGCGCCGCCUGGAGAGGAAGCGCAGGAGCACUUUGCCCAACCCAGAGGCCCAGCGCCGUCCCUACUACGCCGACUACUCGCCCACCCGCCGCUCCAUCCACUCGCUGUGCACCAGCCACUACCUCGACCUUUUCAUCACCUUCAUCAUCGGGGUCAACGUCAUCACCAUGUCCAUGGAGCACUACAACCAGCCCAAGUCGCUGGAUGAGGCCCUCAAGUACUGCAACUACGUGUUCACCAUUGUCUUCAUCUUUGAGGCUGUGCUGAAGCUUGUGGCAUUUGGUUUCCGGAGGUUCUUCAAAGACAGGUGGAACCAGCUGGACCUGGCCAUUGUGCUGUUGUCCAUCAUGGGCAUCACGCUGGAGGAGAUCGAGACAAGUGCGGCACUGCCCAUCAACCCCACCAUCAUCCGCAUCAUGCGUGUGCUCCGCAUCGCCCGAGUGCUGAAGCUGCUCAAGAUGGCCACAGGCAUGCGGGCCCUGCUGGACACAGUGGUGCAAGCCCUGCCCCAGGUAGGGAACCUCGGCCUACUUUUCAUGCUCCUGUUUUUUAUCUAUGCUGCCCUGGGAGUGGAGCUGUUCGGUAGGCUCGAGUGCAGCGAGGACAACCCGUGUGAGGGCCUGAGCAGGCACGCCACCUUUUCCAACUUUGGCAUGGCCUUCCUCACACUGUUCCGUGUGUCCACAGGGGACAACUGGAAUGGGAUCAUGAAGGACACACUUCGGGAGUGCGCCCGUGAGGACAAGCACUGCCUCAGCUAUCUGCCGGCCAUCUCGCCCAUUUACUUUGUAACAUUUGUGCUGGUGGCCCAGUUUGUGCUGGUCAACGUGGUGGUAGCCGUGCUCAUGAAGCACUUGGAGGAGAGCAACAAGGAGGCCCGCGAGGAUGCCGAGCUGGACGCCGAGCUGGAGCUGGAGAUAGCACAGGCACCCCCCGCUCAUACCAGGCCCGUAGCCCCACAGAGCCCAGGUGCCGGGCCCGAUGCCCCCAGCCUCCUGGUGGCACGCAAGGUGUCUGUGUCCAGGAUGCUCUCCCUGCCCAAUGACAGCUACAUGUUCCGGCCUGUGGCACCUGCCUCAGCCCCUCACUCCCAGCCCCUGCAGGAGUUGGAGAUGGAGACCUAUGUGGACACAGCCCCCUCCAGCUUGGUCACCUCUGAGCACUCACCACCUGUGGAGUCCUCCGCCUCCCUCCAGGUCCCGUCAGCCACAUCCUCCCCUGCCAGGGGCAGCAACUCUCUCCUCACCCUGCCCCCUCGGGGCGCAGCCCGCUCCCCCAGCUUUAGCCGCCUGCUCUGCAGACAGGAGGCUGUGCACACCGACUCUCUGGAAACACAGGUUGAUGGACCCAGGGACUGCAACCUGGGCUGGGGGGAGCCUGGCAGGAAGACCCCCACGAGGCAGGCAUCCCUGAGGGCCUCCCUGCAGUCCCCACCCUGCUCCCCAAGGCCCGCCAGCAUCCGCACCCGCAAGCACACUUUGGGACAACGCUAUCUCUCCAGCCAGCCACCGGCCCCAGGCGAGGAGGAGGUGGAGGCCCCAGACCCAGCUGAUGAGGAGGUCAGCCACAUCACCAGCUCAGCCCGAAGCCCCUCACCCCCAGCCCACGAGGUGGUGGGUGGUGAGCCAGGCUUGCACAGGCUCUACGAUGUGGACGCCCAGGGCUUCCUGGACCAGUCUGGCCGGGUGGACGAGCAUCGGAGGUCCUUGGUGGAGCAGGGUGGAGGGGACGGCCGCCUAGAGACUGGAGAGGUGAAGGUCCGGGCCCUGGAGGCCGAGCCAGCCCUAGGGGCACGCAGGAAGAAGAAAAUGAGCCCUCCAUGCAUCUCUGUAGACCCCCCUGUGGAGGAUGAGGGUUCAGCCCGGCCCCCCACGGUGGAAGGCAGUAGUACCACCCUGCGGCGGAGAACCCCGUCCUGUGAGCCCAUGGAGGGCAUGGGGGUGGACCCUACCACCAAGGGGGAGCGGUGGGGCCAGGCCCCCAGCCGCUCAGAGCACUUGACCAUCCCCAGCUUUGCCUUCGAACCAUUGGAUGUGGGGGGCCCCAGUGGGGACCUGUACUUGGACAGUGGCCACAGGGUGGCCCUGGAACCCAGAGCUUCCUCCUCAGGGGCCACAGCACCUUCCGAACCCCACAAAACAGAGUCUCUGGUGGCCUCUGGUGACCCCCCAGAGAAGGGGCGGGGACUCUACCUCAAAGUCCCCCAGAGUUUUGUAAAGAAAGCAGUAUCUCUUCCAGCCAGCCCCACCCCAGAUGACAGUGUGGACGAGCCUGUGUAA